AUGUCGAAGGGAAAGGUUUUGCUGGUUCUUUAUGAAGGUGGUAAGCAUGCUGAAGAGCAGGAAAAGUUAUUGGGGUGUAUUGAAAAUGAACUUGGUAUCAGAAAUUUCAUUGAAGAACAGGGAUACGAGUUGGUUACUACCAUUGACAAGGACCCUGAGCCAACCUCAACGGUAGACAGGGAGUUGAAAGACGCUGAAAUUGUCAUUACUACGCCCUUUUUCCCCGCCUACAUCUCGAGAAACAGGAUUGCAGAAGCUCCUAACCUGAAGCUCUGUGUAACCGCUGGCGUCGGUUCAGACCAUGUCGAUUUAGAAGCUGCAAAUGAACGGAAAAUCACGGUCACCGAAGUUACUGGUUCUAACGUCGUUUCUGUCGCAGAGCACGUUAUGGCCACAAUUUUGGUUUUGAUAAGAAACUAUAAUGGUGGUCAUCAAUAA
Messenger RNA from Saccharomyces cerevisiae S288C, 438 nucleotides. The record is from the annotation of a RefSeq genome assembly. Lineage: Eukaryota; Fungi; Ascomycota; Saccharomycetes; Saccharomycetales; Saccharomycetaceae.